GUCUGAGCAUCGGUGUUAAAAAAUAAAAUAAAAACACAAGACCUUCCAACGAACUGACCUCAACUCAACUGAAGAAGAAGCAUCAAUCAAAAUCACCAUGAAAACAAGAACCAAAUCACUUGUUUUCAAUCUUUCAAAACUCCUUUCUUCAAUCAAACCACCGUUCCUCAGCCUCAGACCUCUUUCCUCCACCACCAACCCAACUGAACAAGCCCCACUUCCUUCAAAACCCUCCACCGACAAUAAGGACUCUUUCAUUCUUGAAAGUUUCAGGCUCAGACAACUCAAGAGCUCUCUCAAAAAUAACCCACAACAACAGAACAAAACCCCAGAACCAGCGUCUUCAAAUGCGGCGCCCUCUGAAGUUGUGUCAAGUUUUGAGGAACUGGGGUUGAAAGAGGAGGUGAUCAAAGCUGUGGAGGGGCUGCUAGGUGUUUUUGUUCCUAGUGAGAUUCAGUGUGUUGGGAUUCCUGCUGUUUUGGAUGGAAAGAGCAUUGUUUUGAGUUCUGGUUCCGGUUCUGGGAGGACUUUGGCUUACUUGUUGCCUCUUGUUCAGAUGCUGAGAAGGGAGGAGGCAUUGUUCAGUAUGAAGCCCAAGCAUCCUCGAGCGAUCGUGUUAUGCACCACUGAGGAGUCAGCAGACGAGGGUUUUCGUGUAGCAAAGUUUAUCAGCCAUUAUGCUCGAUUAAAAUCUUCGAUGGAAAAUGGUGGAGAUAGCUCAAAAGCCCCGGAGGACGUGUCAAAUGCCCCAAUUGGCAUACUAGUUGGGACCCCUAGGGAGGUUCUUCAGUAUGUAGAGGAUGGAAGCAUUUUAUGCAAUGACGUCAAAUAUUUGGUUUUGGAUGAGGCGGACACCUUGUUUGAACAUGGGUUUGGUCCUGAAAUUAGCAAGAUCUUGAGCCCACUAAAAGAUUGUGCAUCAAAGUCAAGUAACCAAGAAUUUCAAACUAUUUUGGUCACUUCCACAAUUUCAGAGAUGCUUGGCAAACAGGGAUCUUCCCUUAUGGAGCGUCUUGAGCAUGAUGUUGCCGGAAAAGUGACUGCAAUGUUGAUUGAGAUGGAGCAAGAAGAGACAUUUGAUCUCAUUGAGUCUCCUAAUGCCCUUAAGAAAAAGGUGGCUGAGGCUGUGAAUUCUCUUAAUCUGGAUGCUUCAGGAUCUUGAUUCUCAAAUCACGUAUCACCUUUGUUCUCUUUAAUGAAAGAACAAUGCAUGAGCCGAUUUUUCAUGGGGGCUUGAUAGGUUGUUAAAUAGUUCUUAAGGUUUCUUUUUUAAUCAAUUUUCUAAAAAUCGAUGCCAUCCCACUAGGUAUGUAUUAACCAGCUACUUGAUUACUGAAAUACACAGGUUUUUUACUCGCUGUACAGUCUGUGCCGAGGACUCGAUGUGUUUAGACCAUAGUUAAUAAUCUAAUAUUAUGCUUAUUAUUCACUGAUAUCUACCAAUGACUUGGCUAAUA
Molecule: messenger RNA, 1457 nt
Organism: Pistacia vera
Lineage: Eukaryota; Viridiplantae; Streptophyta; Magnoliopsida; Sapindales; Anacardiaceae
Product: DEAD-box ATP-dependent RNA helicase 39-like
Exons: 5
Coding region: 98-1162 (354 amino acids)
Molecular function (GO): RNA binding; ATP binding; RNA helicase activity
Source: RefSeq, a predicted model, not a curated record